UGUGUUCGGUAAUGGAGGUAGCGGCGAACGCACACAGCAUCAGACCGAGUCAGCAGCACCGGUUCCGGCCGGCCGUGGUGUCCGGCUGUAUCCGGGAGCUGGUGAGGGAGCAGCUGACCGGAGAGACCUACGACUCAGAGCGCAGUGCGGACAUCGCACGGACACUCAGCGCCCGCAUCACUGACCGACUCAAAGAGUUGGGGCUGGAUCGAUAUAAGCUGGUUGUGCAGGUGGUUAUUGGAGAACAGCGAGGAGAAGGAGUACAGAUGGCGUCUCGGUGUUUCUGGGACGCGGACACAGACAGCUGCGCCAAAGACGUUUACAUGAACGACAGCCUGUUCUGCGUGGCUGCUGUGUUUGGGGUUUAUUAUUACUGAGGAACCGCAGAGAAACCGGUUUCUACAAGGGACACCUGUGGAUCAGUGUGGCAGAUGGACUGUAUUUAUUUCUGAGGUGCUCAACGCGUCUCUGAUAUUUUUGUGUAAGAAGUAUUCACAGCUUUAAUUCUGCAUUCAGCACUGAGACCUUCACUCUGCUGCUCCAGACGUUUGGCAGGAAAACCGGCAUUAUUCACAACAGUGUCUGUAAAGCAGCUGCAGUAAACGGCUUUUGUACUUCUAGAAUCUGUUUUUAAUGAUCAUCAAAGCUUGAUUAAAACAUAUGAGAGAUUUUACGCUCCUUA
Colossoma macropomum (tambaqui) is the source of this 682-nucleotide messenger RNA. It is a transcript of the gene dynlt2b, whose product is annotated as dynein light chain Tctex-type 2B. The coding region runs from base 12 to 377 and encodes 121 amino acids. Gene Ontology annotation, biological process: microtubule-based movement. Gene Ontology annotation, cellular component: cytoplasm; cytoplasmic dynein complex. NCBI's taxonomy places the organism in Eukaryota, Metazoa, Chordata, Actinopteri, Characiformes, Serrasalmidae. Gene Ontology annotation, molecular function: dynein intermediate chain binding. The transcript is spliced from 5 exons. The record is from RefSeq and is a predicted model, not a curated record.